This is a messenger RNA of Drosophila navojoa, 942 nucleotides long. RefSeq names its product Gemin 2 (gene Gem2). Gene Ontology annotation, cellular component: SMN complex; nucleus; spliceosomal complex. Lineage: Eukaryota; Metazoa; Arthropoda; Insecta; Diptera; Drosophilidae. The record is from RefSeq and is a predicted model, not a curated record. Gene Ontology annotation, biological process: spliceosomal complex assembly; spliceosomal snRNP assembly.
GUCUAUACCGCUCAUCUCUAGCGCGCUUGGUUGCGGUCCGCUCUUGCCGGCUAAAUAAAGUGACCAACUGUAAAGUAAAGCAUAAAAAUGGAAAAAGCAGCUGAUGAGGAGACAUUUCAAAUACAGGCCCUGGAAAUACGAGAGCCAGAUGAAAACUUUGAUCCACAGAAGCCGCCAGAAUCUGGCGAGGAAUACCUAACACACAUGCUCUACGAGCGCAAACGUUGUCCCGCCGUGGUGACAAAGCGUUCCGCGAAAAUCAAAAAUAAUAUCACAAGCAACGGAUGUGAAAUGCUAAGCAGCCCACCUUUGCCGCCUCACAGGUGUCUGCUGCCAACGCCUGAAUGGCGCGAUGUCCAAGUGAAAAACUUCAAUAAUGCACGCGAACGCGUUGCUGCACUGCGUCUGGAAUUGAAGUCACAUAAAUACGAUCAGAGCGUUGAGCCGCCGCUCACAGCAGACGUAGAUAAAUGGCAGGAAUUCUGUCGAACGCAGCAGCCGCUACUGAGUAUCCUGCUGCGGCUCAGUCAAAACGAUUUGGAGCUGUUGCUGGAGAUGCUUUGCAAAUGGCUGCAAGAGCCAAACCAGACGUCGCUUGAAGCCGAUGAGCCCAGCACGUCAGCCAAAGCAACGAAAUCCAUAGAUUUACUGCAUGACGCUUGGCUAGCGCGCUGGCUAUAUGCCAACCUGGUCUGCCUGCAUCUGCCACUGGAGCCACAUGUGUUCAGCACGUUGCGCUGCAUAGCACGAUCCUGUGUUCUGCUGCGUAAUCAGCUGCAACCGCAGGAAGUGGAGCGUGCUGCACCCUAUAAUCUUAUGAUUACCUUGAUUGUCCUGUGCUUUGCGCAAUCGGACUUUAACGUUUACCUUUAAGAAGAUUCAGUUCACUUUACAAUUUCCAAUUUGUUCAAAAUAUAAGCUAAUAUAUUUAUAGUUUCUUAA